This is a messenger RNA of Zootoca vivipara (common lizard), 5963 nucleotides long. Lineage: Eukaryota; Metazoa; Chordata; Lepidosauria; Squamata; Lacertidae. The record is from RefSeq and is a predicted model, not a curated record.
AAAAACUCAGAGGAAUUUGCACAGAUGCUGCUUUGGAGAACCCCUUUCAGCCCAGGCUGCAGAACUGAGCCUUGCUAAAUCCUGUCUCUCUUUAGAGCACAUUUCCAGGUGUGGGUGCAAAAAGGUCAGCAGCGGCUGUGGACAUCCGUACGCCUGCGACAAAACGCUUAGCAUGUUUACCACACAUUCUGAAAUCUGUUCUUUCUCUCUCAGUCCUCCUCUUUCUUUCUUUUUUUAAAUAGCUUUCUAAGUUCCUAUUAAUGGCUAAUAUGCAAGAGUUCAUUUUUAAAAUAUGUUUUGAUUUCUUUAAUUGAUUUCCAGAACUUGUAUUUAUUAAAUUUUAAACUCAGUAUUACCUACUCAAUGCCUUUUUAAGUGAAAGUUUUAAUGGAGAAUAAAAGUGAGCCUUAAACAAGUGGUUACUUCUGUAUAUUACCUCACAUCCAUGCUUGAUUUGCAAAAAAAAAAGAAAGAAAUUUUCUUCUCCAAAAUGUCACUGGUUGAAACUUCAAAAUGUUCUGUUUACAUGUGAUGGUGUCUUAGAAAGAUAUGAGUCAUAUUGUACGGAUGUUUUUAACAUCACAUUUCACUAGCAGCUGUGGUUGCUAGUCAUUGGUCUUACAUGAAGAUAGGAAGUUAUUGGACUGGGUCUCGAGCUGACCAGCACUUUGUAUGUGUUUUCCUUCUUAACAUAUAAUAUUCAGAGUUUGUUUGUUUCCCCCCUUUUUAAACUGAUACAGCAUUCAUGUUAAAUCACCAGGACAUCUCCUUAAUUGUUCAUCUUUUAAUUUCUGAUAUUGUUUUUCUCGGCAAAGGAUAAUGAGUUGCCCACGGGGCUUUUGUUCAAAAGCAAAAGCUAACUUGUGUUUGCCUGACAGGAUAAGAUGACAUCAAAUGCAAAAACAAAAAACAUUUCCUAGUUCUUAAAAUACUGUUUCUCUCCUAAUAAUGUUUUGAAGCAAUAUCUGUUUGCUUGAUGCCCUGUUGCACUUAUUUCCUGCCAACUCCCCUGGUUUCCAGUACCCUGAGCAUUAGCUGGCACAACGGGCAAGAGUGUUGAGCAUCAACUCCAUGCGCGAAUGCAUUACACAGCCAUUGCCUACUGCAGAGUUUACCUGAUUUAAACUAUUUUGUCUGGAUACUUGAAAACUUAGAACAGCAGCACAGGUAUUAAGCAGAAUGAAAAGUAUAUAAAUAGUUGAAGUGUUUUGAAUUUUAUUAACACAACUGUUGCAGAGGUUGGAGUUUUUUCCUGCAGUGAUUUGAGAAACCACCUUUUCUUCCCCAUAGUCUGAAUAACUGUGGAUCAUUUACCUGUAUCAAAUUGCAGGUUUAAGAGCCUAGCUUAAUUAAUUUGAACAUGCUUGAUAAAUACUGGCAAUGAAUCCUUGCAGUUAUGUAAGUGCUAGCCUGAGACAACUGUAACUUCAGAGAGAGGCACCAGCAUUCUGCAUGUUUAGUCUCAUUUGAACCCUAUUGAGAAAAAAUCAGUUUUAAAUUUAAAGCUUCAGGUUGCCAAAUUUGCAAUGGGGUUACUAGAAAUUAAUGUUAGGUUUGCACUUUAAUGGAAGACUUCAAAACUGAAGGCUGUUCUCAAAGUAUAUUUAUAUGGCAACAUAUUAGUAGUGCUAGGGGAACAGAGGAUUCAAAUAACCUAAUUUCCUAAGAGGGCAGAAACCUUGCAUUGCCACCAAACCCUUUCCCUUUUGUUUCUUAAUUGAUCAUUUGUUAAAAUUUGAUUUAAAAUUAUUAACUGACAUUAGCAGUUGGUAUAUUACCAGGAAUGGCAAAACUUAUGCCCAGUGUCAGUUUCUUUACUGCAAAUUGGAAUAAGGGACCAAACGUUUAGCUGAGGCUUCCUCUUGGGUUGCAGUGAGGAGUAGCUUUGUGGAAGAAGCUGAUAACGCAAGGUGCAUAUUUGCAGGACCCCCAGGCCUGCCUCCUGGUUCUCUUUGUUAAUUGAUAAAGUUGUCUCUUAAGCCCCCUUUUAGCUUCAUCGGGGCUUGUUGAGGGCAAAGCUUCAUUUGACCUUCCAGCAUCUCUGUUGGGUGUUCCAAUCACUGCAGUGGGGCUCUCCAAACAAAGGCCAUUUUCAGAUGUCUCCCAAACCACCCUGGGUUAUCUAUCCCCUGGACUGAAGAGUGGCAGCAGAACACAAGAUAAUUCUGAAAGGAUUAUUGUCUCUCUUUCUGUUGGUUGCACGGUGGGUGUUAAGGAGGCCUUGCUCCUCUCCCCCUAGAGCAACUGGCCAGGGUCUGUGAAUGCAGCUGUUUGUUUGGAGAGAAAUACUCCCCCCGGGUACAAUUGUGACCUUUUGCAUAGACACAGCUGAGAGGCAUGAUAUGUGUGAAAAGUACCUAAAAGGAAACCUGAACUUAACCAAUGUGCUGUACCUUUUUUUGGUGAAAAAGUAAAACCUGGAAAAAUUAGUGAAUGCAAAACUUAGAACUAUGAUCUAAUGCAUUGUAAACUAAAAACCACCUACCCCCCCACCUACCCCCAAAACAAUUCAUUCAUUGUUUUGUAAGACGACCCUACAGUCCACCUGUUUGUAACUUUUUUAAAUAAAAUAGAUACCUGUAUUAAUUACCAAAACUGCAUCACUCUUGUUUGUCUUGGUAAUAUCUGUGGUGGGGGAAGUGUCUGGGUUUCUAGAAUGAGGUAGUUGGUAUGUACCAUAUAAGUGCAGCUGUGUGCAGGGGCACAUGUCAUUCUACAUGAGCCAGAGUGCAAAAUUCCGCUUCCUGGGAAUCUCUGUUAUUCGGGGGGGGGGGUGUCUACAUACACACCAUAUUCUAAAGCAGAUGUGAAGAACUCCUGGCCCUUCAGCCCCAGCAAGCAUGGCCAGUUCAGCAGGAGAAGGGCCAAAUAUUCCCCACACCUGUUCCAAACUGUCUGCCAGAAUACUGGAGAUGGACAAAUUUCUGUUUUUCCCAACAAGGUGAGGGAAAUAGAUAGAAAUGAGGAGGCAGAUGUGAGAAACCACAACCUGGUCUGCUUGAUGUCAGCAGGGAGGUGUAAAAGACUGUCAGGCUUUGCAAAGCUGGUGUCGCUGGGUCAUGUUCAUCAACUUGGUUGAAUUAAUUAAACUAUAGAUUUAAUUGGAUUUUGAAUAAAUGUGCAAUUAAUUGUUAGUGCUUUGAAUUUUAUUGUUAUCUUCCCUAGUGGGUCCUGCAAACUGCUAUUUGGAUAAUGGUUUUGACAGAUAGGAUAGGGGGCACUGGGAAUUAAUUUAAUGGAAUCAAGGGGGCGGCAACCCCAAAAGGUUUGUGAACCACUGAUUUAGAGUAAGUCAUACUAGACCAACUUUUAUCCUUUUUUCUUUAUUAGAGUUUGUAGUAUGGUAGAUAAUAGAUUUCUAUAUCUUGACUUCAGCAAAGCAUAAGGCCUAUUUUCCUUUAAGGGAAAAUAUGAUGAGCCAAUGGGAACGGCUGUGGAAAAGAGAUAUUAAAUUUAUGGCAUGCUAUAUAAGAGAGAAUGUAAUGAAAAUGCAAUAUAGAUGGUACCUGAUCUCGGUUAGACUGGCAAAAAUGUGGAGAUGCAACAACAGGGCAGGAACCUUUCUACACAUGUGGUGGGAGUGCAAAGAGAUAGUGGGAUUCUGGGAAAAUAUUUACAACAAAUUGAAAAAGAUGUUUAGAUUUUCAUUUGUGAAAAAACCAGAAUCCUUUCUCCUAGAUAUCAUGUCAGAGGAAAUAAAAAGAACGAUCAGACUAAUAUUUAUGUAUGCGACUACGGCGGCAAGGUUAUUACUGAUUUUUCGCUCCAUAAGACACACUUUUCCCCUCCCAAAAAGGCAGGGAGAAAGUCCAUGCGUCCUAUGGAGCAAAUGCCAGAGCCACAAAAGUGAGAGCCAGAGCCGAGUGCAGCGGGAAACCGGCCCUUGGGCUGCUUCCGUGACAGAAAGCAAGCAAAAGUCUUCUGGCAAAACAUUGUUCAACUUAAGCUGCAGCCACCUGAACCUCACAGAGAAGGAAUACUUUGGGCUGGAGUUCUGGAGUUCUGCAGGGCAUAAUGCCUGGCUGGAACUUCUGAAGCCUAUAACAAAGCAGAUUAAAAAUCCUAAGGAAGUUCUUUUCAAAUUUAUGGUGAAAUUUUUCCCAGUGGAUCCGGGCCAGCUGAGAGAAGAGCUGACAAGAUACCUGUUCACUCUCCAAAUCAAGAAGGAUCUGGCCUGUGCAAGACUUCCUUGCAGCGAUAACAGCUCGGCCCUGAUGGUAUCGCACCUUUUGCAGUCGGCCCUGGGAGAUUAUCACGAAGAAAUGGAUCAAAAGCACCUGGAAACACACAAAUAUUUACUAAACCAAGAGUGUUUGGUGAACAAGAUCGUGCAUUACCACAAGAAACAUAUAGGCAAAACUCCUGCUGAAUCAGAUGUGCAGCUCUUGGACAUAGCGAGGAAGCUAGAGAUGUAUGGGAUCAGGCCCCAUCCAGCCAGUGACGGCGAAGGGACCCAGAUCAAUCUGGCUGUCACUCACAUGGGAGUCCUGGUUUUGCGGGGCAAUACGAAGAUUAACACCUUCAACUGGUCCAAAAUUCGCAAGUUGAGCUUCAAGCGGAAGCAUUUCCUGAUCAAACUCCAUGCCAACAUUUCAGCCUUGUGCAAGGAUACACUGGAGUUCACCAUGGCAAGCCGAGACACUUGCAAAGCCUUCUGGAAGACCUGUGUGGAAUACCAUGCUUUUUUCCGACUCUCUGAAGAGCCAAAGUCAAAACCCAAAGCCUUUUUGUGCAGCAAGGGCUCCAGUUUCCGAUACUGCGGAAGGACUCAGCGGCAGCUGCUGGAACAUGGAAUAAAAGGAAAACUGAAGAGCCUGCCCUUUGAGAGGAAACACUAUCCCUCUCGGUACCAUGAGAGACAGUGCCAGUCCUCACCAGACCUACUUACAGAUGUUUCCAAACAAAUGGAGGACUUGCGGCUGGUCUAUAGCACCAUAGGAGGCUACCACAGUGCCAAUGGAGUCCACACUUCCGAGCCCAUGCUGGACAGCAGGCGGAGGAACUCUGCAGUGGAAGUGAUCUUUGCUGAUGAAUUGGAGCGGUCCAAGCCAGAAGCUGACCCAACGCUGCUGCCCCAUUCCCAAAGCAGCUCCACCUUCCCGUUGGUCUACAGAGAGCUGGAGCACAAUUGGGAGCCAGCUCACACCUAUGAACAAUGGGUCCCGCUGACAUCCUUCCAGCCCAGCUAUAAGCUGGCUGGGAACAGUAAAAGCACCUCUGUGGGCAACAUGAGGGAGAUGACCCCUAGGCAACAGCUGACUUACACCGACAUCCCCUACAGGGGCCCCAUCCACCAGCAAUUGGACAUGGCUUCUCCUCAAGUCUUCUUUUAUGUGGACAGGCCUUCCCAGUUUUCCAGGCACACAACAGUGGCAGGCCCUUCUGAGGAAACAGCCAGUGGGGUGAACAUGUUUGGUGAAUCACCCAUGAAGCCUUCCAGGAGAAGCCCAGGCAUGGCAAGAACAAGGGUGGCUGAACCAGAGGUCCUGCCCAGAAUGACCUACCUUAGCAGCGUUAGCAUGGAGCAAGAUGACGACGGAAGCGUCUUUGACUACAGCGUUCAAGACCAGACUCCCAAGAGGUCUUGGAGCCAGUCUGACAUGAAAAUGAUCAGAUUUCCCUAUGGCUCAGAGUUCCGGCCUCUAGGACCUUGCCCUGUCUUGAGCAGCAGGAAGGCUGAUAUUUUGCAGUACGUGCUGGCCCAGCAAAGGUUCCCAGAACCUCCCAGGGCCCAGCGAACCCUGGAGCGCCAUGUGGGCAGCGGGACAGAAUCCAGCGACUCUGAUUCAGACAUGCUGCCGGAUUACUUUUCUCUCUAUGGGAGGGUGGUGAAAGCACCCAGGGCACGGGUCCGCUUGUCUUCAGGGAGCCUACAGCUGGAGGGGGAGGAUGAAGAAGUUUGUCUCGCUACCGCCAACAUUGAGGACAGGACUUCACAGGGAGCAUCUAAUUAUUUUACUUAA